Daucus carota subsp. sativus is the source of this 3834-nucleotide messenger RNA. RefSeq lists its product as uncharacterized. Bases 1 to 1770 code for a protein of 589 amino acids. The transcript has 3 exons. Lineage: Eukaryota; Viridiplantae; Streptophyta; Magnoliopsida; Apiales; Apiaceae. The record is from RefSeq and is a predicted model, not a curated record.
AUGGCGGAUUCAUCCUCUUCCCAGCAAUCCCAACUUUCUCAGCCUCCCGUGGCUCGUUCUCGCGCUAACCGAGGUAAAAAAUCCCUCGUCCAUGCUAGCGUUUUUUCUCUUCGUGAUCUUCUUUCUGAGUUUGGUCAAGCCUUUCCUAAUUUACUUCAUCUAGAUGCUUAUAAGUACCCUUCCCAGUAUAAGCAAAAAGACGUAGAUAUUAUGGCCAAACUUUUCGGAAUCGAACAUCCUUAUAGGGCCGUGGCCCCAGGCCCAAAUGACCGGGCUUGCUACCCAAAGCCCGGGGCAAUUAGGAUUUACAAAGAGACCUUCUAUGCUGGGUUCAGAUUGCCUCCCCCAAUGUUUGUUUAUAGACUUUUAGCUGAAGCCCGGGUAUGUCCAACCCAACUCCAGCCCAAUGGCUGGAGGUUCAUAAAUUGUUUUUUGGUCCAGUGUAGGAAGCACAACUUGGAGCCCAGUGUGGCAGUGUUUAGGUAUCUUUUCAAAUUUGUUAAUGCCCCAAAUGACGAAGGCUGGGUCAAAAUCCAGUAUCGAACAUUGGGCCGUAGUAUUUUCGUUUCAGAUUCGGCCCCUGAUUCCCUCCCAAAUUGGAAGAAGCAGUGGUUUUAUCUGUAUAUGGAGGGGGCCGACUGGGCCGACUAUUUUUAUUCAGACUUUAGUAGGGCCGAGGAUGGGCCAAUGAGGUCCCUCAAGUUAGGGGUUGAAGAAGAGGCGGCCAUUAAGGUUUUAACGGCCGACAAUCUUCACCAUUGUUCGCUGUUAAUCUCCGAGGCAUCGCUUCAAUUGCACGGGCUUAGCGAUUUGGGCCCUGAGGCCCAAGUUGCUUUGGGGAGCAUUUUCCAGAAGCGGGAAAACGCCGCGCAGAAGGCCGUGCCAACUGAGGUUUCGCGCACCAAGCGGCCCAGGAAGGAAGGGGGAACUGGGCCCGUGGAGCGGGUUCCAGCUUUUUUAUCUCCACGGUCCACCGCCGUUGAGGAGGACAACGGCCCUUAUGUGGUCCAAUGGGGCCUGUUAAACAAAGACACUAUUGUGGGCGAUUCCCGGGCCGCCGCAGAGUGGUCCAAGAACGUGGUCACCCCUCGGGACCGGGCCCAUGUGGUCGAAUCGUCCGAGGACCUUCAAAUUGAACUCCUGGGGGCCCAGGCUGUGGCUACGGUCAACACCUACCUCCAGGCCGCCGUCCACAAUUUGAAGGCGGUUAGGGCUGAGAAGGCGAUCGCGGAGCGCGAUCGCGAUCGUUACUUCGAAGCUUCGACUGCUAAUUUUGAGCAAUACCGAAAAGUGGAGGCGGAGCUCGUGGCCGAACAAGAAAAGGUCCGCACCCUGGAGGCGGAGUUGGCCAGGGUGAAGAGGGAGGCCAUUGCUGACUACAAGGCGUCGAAGGAGUUUGAAGACCUUCUCGUUGCCGAGUACGACGCUAGUUUCCCCGAGACCUUCAAGUCUUGCUGGGAACGGAUCGUUGAGGAACUUGGGACCCAAAUCGAGGGGGUCACCUUGGAGCGCUUCCCCGUUCCGAAACUUCCAGGGGAGGAGGCAUCUUCCCCUAUGGAGGUCGAGAACCUCGGGGAUUCGCACCCGGAUGACUCUCAGGGUGAGGAGAUCCCUUCCGAGGAACUCGCGAUCGUGGAUCCUAGCAAGGCUGCGGAGGAUAUCGGGUCGAAAACCCAAGAAGCCCAAGCCCAGGAUGCCGUGGCCCAGGACGAGGAGGCCAAGGAGCAAGAGGAGGCCCAAGAUGACCUGUUUGAUGAUGGGCUCCCCUAGACUAGGCCCUCUCUCAGCCCUGCGUGGCUUAUUUUGUAAUCAAAUAUUUAUAUUAACCCUUCGGGGUUAAAACUUUCUUUUAUUUAUCUAAGUUAACUUUUACUUUAUGCUUUUUUCUGCUUUUCUGCAUAUCGUGCAUUAAGUUUAGGAUUUCGAACCUAACAGUAAAAUAUCCUUAACUUAGGAUUAAAAUUAAACUUGGGAGACCAAGUCUUAGAAUAAUCUUCUGAUUUUUGUAAUCACCCUGCAGGGUUUAACUCUUGCGAGUCAGUAUAUUAUUUUAUGAGCUUUCUAUCCAAAGUGGUUCGUACUUAGGAUUUCUAGCUUCAAGCGCGUAAGUUCAAACUUGAAACUCGUGGUUGUCACAGGUGGAAACAUAAGUAAGAAUAACUUGAAUAAACAAGUUAGAUAAUCCUCAGGACUUUAUUAAUAUCAUAGUAAAAGAGAUAAACUACUUUCGGAAACCAACUACAUGGCAGUGGUCAACAUGACCUUAUUCUUGUGGUAACUACUAACUUCUACUAUCAUAGGAUAAGCAUUAAAUAUAAUACAUCUUCAAGUUGGUCGCAUGCCAACUUCUGGGGACUUCAACUCCUUCCAAGGUUUGAAGCUUGUAUGAGCCAUGGCCUGUGACAGUCUUAAUUUGGUAGGGGCCUUCCCAAUUUGGAGCCAUCUUGCCUUUGGGACCUACCCCAGAAGCUUCAAUUUUUCUAAGUACCAGAUCUCCAUCCCGGAAGUAUCGCUCCUUAACCCGUAGGUUAUAGUAAUAGGAAGCUCGUUUCUGGUUUUCCACAAUCUUAGCAUGAGCUUCGUCACGAAUCUCAUCAAUCAUAUCAAGCGCAAGUCUCAUACCUUCUUCGUUGGCUUCUGGCUCAUACUGCUGGACCCUGGAGGAUGUAUGAGUGAUUUCAAGUGGCACCACUGCUUCGGCUCCAUAAGCCAGCUGAAAGGGGGUUGCCCCAGUUGAAACCUUACAAGUUGUUCGAUACGCCCAUAAUAUAGGGAGUACCUCAUCGGCCCAUGACCCCUGGGCUUUCUCAACUCUUUUCUUCAGUCCAUCAAGGAUUAUCCUAUUGGCCACCUCAGCUUGUCCAUUAGCUUGAGGAUGGGCAACUGAAGUGAAGCGCAACUCAAUCGAGUAAUCCUCACAAUAACUUCUAAACUCAGUAUUAUUAAACUGAGUCCCAUUGUCUGUAACCAUGACUCGAGGUAUUCCGUACCUGCAGAUAAUGUUUUCCCACACAAAUUGCGCAACUUGCUUGGUGGUUAUCUUGGCCAACGGCUUGGCUUCAAUCCACUUAGUGAAAUAAUCGAUCGCAACCAAUAGAAACUUUCUCUGCGCGCUAGCAAGUGGAAACGGUCCAAGGAUAUCCAUCCCCCACAUUGCAAAGGGGAUAGGAGUAUUGACAGACGUUAGCAUCUCAGGUGGCUGUCGUACAACGGGUGCAAACCUUUGACAACGAUCACACCUUUUCACAUAGUCUUGAGCGUGCUUUAGCAUAUCUGGCCAAUAGAAUCCAAGGCGGGUUACUUUAUGAGCUAAUGCUCUUCCACCGAGGUGUUGGCCACAUACCCCUUCAUGAACUUCUCUAAGGGCUUCUCGAGCCUCAUCCGGCCUCAAACAUCUCAAAUAAGGGAUCACAAAUGAUUUUCUAUAUAAGACCCCCUCAAUGAGUACAUACUUAAGGGCCCUUACCUGUAACUUUCGUGCUUCAUCAGCAUUAGGCGGCAGAUGACCACUUUGUAAAUAUAACUUAAUCUCAUCCAUCCAAGUGGACCCUGUGUCAAUGGGAGCAACUAACUUUGCUUCAAUGCUAGGGGUUCUUAAAACCUGAUAAUAAACACUUCCUGAGCAUACCUCAUCAUCGGAGGAUGCAAAUUGCGAUAAGGCAUCAGCCUUGGUGUUCUCCUCCCUUGGCACAUAUUCUACCAAGCAUUCUUCGAAUAGUGCCAUCUGGGUCUUUACAAUCCUUAGAUAUUUCAGCAUAGUCUCCUCACGGGCUUCAAACUCACCAUUCACUUGGAAGACUACAAGCUUUGAGUCACCACAGACCUUCAAAUUCU